ACAGCCGCCCCGCUGCCGCCUGCAGACGUUCCCCCGGGCAGCGGUUAUCGGGCUCUGCGGAAGACCAGCCUGGCCGCGGUUGUCGCUUAAUAGAGGAGAGCGUCAGUCCGCGAGCAGGGGCCAGGCCGGCAGCGCCCGCGCCGUCCUGCCCGGAGAGGUUCGAGCAGCUGCUGCUGCGGGAUCUAGUACUACAAAACAGCAGUAACCUCAGCCAUGGAGAACGCAGAUAAUACAGAGGAGGAGAAGCCGACUGUAAGCAAUGACAGCACAGACAAUGGCGCUGAAACGACAACAGAAGAACAGCAGAUGGACUUCAGUACAGAAAUUAUGAGUGUAACUGAGAUGGAACAAUCACCUGAUAGUACCCCUGACUUGAAUGAAGAGAACACACAGGAGAGUGAAAUUCCAAAUAUUGAAAGUUUGCAGACAACAGAUAUUGAGGCUUGCUUCCCUCCAGAUUUUGACAAGUUCUGGAAAGUAGUAGAGGACAAUCCCCAGGAUUUCACAGGAUGGGUAUAUCUACUACAGUACGUAGAGCAGGAGAACCACUUACCAGCUGCCAGGAAAGCAUUUGACAGGUUUUUCACACACUAUCCAUAUUGCUAUGGAUAUUGGAAAAAGUAUGCAGACCUUGAAAAGCGGCAUGACAACGUUAAACAAUCUGAUGAGGUUUAUCGCAGAGGGCUGCAGGCAAUUCCUCUUAGUGUUGAUCUUUGGAUACAUUAUAUAAACUUCUUAAAGGAGACCUUGGACCCUACUGAUCCUGAAACUAAUAGUACUAUUCGAGGAGCCUAUGAACAUGCAGUCUUAGCUGCUGGGACAGAUUUCCGUUCUGACAGACUAUGGGAAAUGUAUAUAAACUGGGAAAAUGAACAGGGAAACCUAAGGGAAGUUACAUCCAUCUAUGAUCGUAUCCUUGGAAUUCCAACGCAGCUCUACAGUCAUCACUUCCAGAGGUUUAAAGAACAUAUACAGAACAACUUGCCUCGGGACCUUCUGACUACGGAGCAGUUUGUUCAGCUGCGCAGAGAGCUAGCAUCUGUGAAUGGCCAUAGCGGGGAGGAUGCGCAACCUGGAGACGACCUGCCCUCUGGUACUGAGGACAUAACUGACCCUGCCAAGCUAAUCACUGAGAUAGAAAACAUGAGGCACAGAAUCAUUGAGAUUCAUCAAGAAAUGUUUAACCACAAUGAACAUGAAGUCAGUAAGAGGUGGACAUUUGAAGAAGCGAUUAAGAGGCCUUACUUUCAUGUAAAACCUCUGGAGAAAAUUCAGCUGAAAAACUGGAAAGAGUACUUAGAAUUUGAGAUAGAAAAUGGCACUCAUGAGCGAGUUGUGGUCCUCUUUGAAAGAUGUGUUAUUUCAUGUGCCCUCUAUGAGGACUUCUGGAUUAAGUAUGCCAAAUACAUGGAGAAUCAUAGUAUUGAAGGAGUGAGGCAUGUCUACAGCAGGGCUUGCACAAUACAUCUUCCUAAGAAACCAAUGGUUCACAUGCUGUGGGCUGCCUUUGAGGAGCAGCAGGGCAACAUCGAUGAAGCAAGAAGAAUCUUGAAGACAUUCGAAGAGUGUAUUCUAGGGCUAGCAAUGAUUCGCUUGCGAAGAGUAAGCUUAGAACGCAGACAUGGAAACAUGGAAGAAGCUGAACAUCUGCUUGAAGAAGCUGUUAGGAAUGCCAAAUCAAUUAGUGAAUCGUCGUUUUACGCCAUCAAAUUAGCUCGACACCUCUUCAAAGUACAGAAAAAUCUUCCAAAGGCAAGAAAAGUGCUGUCAGAAGCCAUAGAAAUUGACAAAGAAAAUACAAAACUGUAUCUCAACUUACUUGAAAUGGAGUACAGUGGUGAUCUCAAGCAAAAUGAAGAAAACAUCUUGAGCUGUUUUGAUAAGGCUGUCAAUGGCGCAUUGUCUAUAAAAAUGAGGAUUACGUUUUCUCAGCGAAAAGUGGAAUUUCUUGAAGAUUUUGGUUCUGAUGUAAACAAGCUUCUGGAUGCCUAUGAUGAACAUCAAGCACUUCUAAAGGAGCAGGAUUCUUUAAAAAGGAGAGCAGAGAAUGGAUCAGAGGAGCCAGAUGAAAAGAAAAUGCUCACAGAUGACCCAACUUUGGCAUCAGCACAGAUGAUGGAUGGAGACAUGCAAGUCAAUCAGGCAGCGUAUAACUACAAUGCCUGGUACCAGGUAGGUGUAUGCUUGGUUACUUCUUUCAACACGCGUGUUCUGAACGUAUGCACGUUGUGGUUUUCCCAGUGACGUUUGUCCAUGGCCUGUGUCAGUUGGCGAGGAAGGCUUGGAGUAAAAAUUUAGCUCCUGUUUUUGUUGAUUCCUCUUUGGCCUGUUACGCAAGUGUAAAAUAUUUCUCUCUAGUGUGGAGCAAGAUGAGCAGUUUGGUGGCUAGACAUUUACGUGAAGGGAUGUGUGACAGCAGUUAAGGCCAUUGCGGGCUAAGGGCAAUAGACCUGUUCUGUGCUGAAACGUUUUGCCCAGGAGGGUCGCCUUGGGCUGCCAAUUUACUUGCGUGUUUUGAUAGUUCCUUUCUCCAACUAGUAGUUCCUGGUUUCGGUAUGAGUCUGCUGCACUGGUAUAUAGUGCAUGCAAACCAGCCUGUUCAACAGCUUGUCUUGGGGGCUGUUCCUGCAUGGCAUUUCAUGUUGUCCCCUACAGGGGCUUAAAGAGUGAAUCAGUAAUACCAUACCUUGGUUUCCUCCUCCUGUUUGUGGCAGCAGCAACCUCCAGCACAGGCUCUGCUUGCUUCUAGACUGACUGUCCGUUUUUGUGCUCUGACUUGUCCAACAGGGCAGGCUGUAAAGUCAGAGCUUCAACCCCUGCCUUUCUGUGUGAGAUUAAUACUGGUAAGGGUGGGUGCUGCCGGUGCCCCCUCAGCUGGGGCGAGAGUGAUGUGCUGCAGGUGUGGAAUGCUGCUUAUUCUCAGUUGUGAGUUGCAGAGGGUCCAACUGAAACUUUUGCUGAAGCAGUUUAAUGAAUACUGUGGUUUAGACUGCAAGGAGCCUAGCAAGCCCCUGAGAACAGUGUUUGCAGAUGGGACACAAAUCAGUCCUUGUGUACCUGUGGUUUAGAAGUGCCCGCAUCAAGGCCAAGCGUUCUUUCCAAAGUCAGGCAGUGAAAGGUGUCUCACCCAGCAUGGGGAAACUCUCAGCACUAGGCCAGGAAAAACGCCCCAAGUUUUCAGGCACAGAACCGUGGGAACAGCAGACUUGGAGUGUCGAGGAAGAUCUCAGCCCUGUGGUUGACAUGGUAACUCCAUCACUGUCUGCCUCCUGUGUGUUUCACAGUCUGCUUGAGAGUAGCAGACAGAAACCCUUUCUGAGGGAAUGGAGACAUUUGUUUGUGCUAUCCCGAGGAUGUUACACGGCUGAAUACCUACCUAGGCUCAGCUGGGAUAGUUGGGGUACAGCUGGUUGCAGCAAGACCAUGAGGACUGCCUCAGUGAUGGUUUCUGCUAGCUGCAAACCCAUGGCUUCAAAGGGAGUAGUGGUGGGGCACUUGAGCUGUCUGUUCAGGCUCUGCCAUCUUGUGGGGCGUGCCGUGAGAGCAGCUAGAAUGCAGACAAUUUGCGCUUCCUUUACCUUCUGCUCCCUCCCUUUUUCCUCCCUCUUACGAGAGCCUGUUGAAAGGGGAGUGACGCGGAGCCGAAGAGCAGGUACUAAAGAGGGGAUCUGAGGAGCAAGAGCGAACCUCUGACCUGUCCUCUACUGGAAGACUUACCCUGUGCGUGUUUAUUAAGCGACUAAAAACACGACCCACAAUGGUACCAGGCUCUGUGCUGAUCCUAGGUGUAGCUCUGACCCUGGGCUGAACAACACAUCAGUGUUACCUCCCUAACAAAGCUGACUUCCCGGCGCUCUUCCAGGCGGUCGGGAGUUCCCGGGGCUGGGCCCUGCAGAGGAACACCCGUGUGUGUUCCACCCGGAGCGAGGCACGGGCUGCGUGCGGAGCCUUGGUAAAGGGGUACCGAGUCCUGAAUGUUCCGGGUAGGACGUGGGCACCUCGCCGUGCUGGCCGCCACCAGAACCGCCCCAGUUACAGAAGGGCAGCCUUACCCGAGCCUUUUGGGAAGGACAAACAGCUCACUGUCAGGUAUCCUCAUGGAGCAUGGGCAGUCUGAC
This is a messenger RNA of Haliaeetus leucocephalus (bald eagle), 4118 nucleotides long. It is a transcript of the gene PRPF39, whose product is annotated as pre-mRNA processing factor 39. Gene Ontology annotation, cellular component: U2-type prespliceosome; U1 snRNP; commitment complex. The transcript has 13 exons. Lineage: Eukaryota; Metazoa; Chordata; Aves; Accipitriformes; Accipitridae. The record is from RefSeq and is a predicted model, not a curated record. Gene Ontology annotation, biological process: mRNA 5'-splice site recognition; RNA processing. The coding region runs from base 214 to 2244 and encodes 676 amino acids. Gene Ontology annotation, molecular function: protein binding.